AUGGUCCGCGUCAACUUCUUCCUCGCUGCCCUCGCUCUGGCCACCGGUGCCCUGGCCAAGACCAACAGCGACUGCCAGACUCAGUACAACUCCUGCCGCACCGGCACCGAUGCCAACAUGUCCUACUGUGUCUCUGAGCACCAAAGCUGUUGCGCCGAUGUCUACGACAGCUGCCGCGUUGGCGCCGACGCCAACAUGGCUCAGUGCGCUGCUGAUAACGCUGCCUGCAAGGCCCAGUCUUGA
This is a messenger RNA of Penicillium pulvis, 243 nucleotides long. RefSeq lists its product as uncharacterized. The record is from RefSeq and is a predicted model, not a curated record. Bases 1 to 243 code for a protein of 80 amino acids. Lineage: Eukaryota; Fungi; Ascomycota; Eurotiomycetes; Eurotiales; Aspergillaceae. The transcript has a single exon.